Messenger RNA from Strongylocentrotus purpuratus (purple sea urchin), 3878 nucleotides. Its product is annotated as prospero homeobox protein 1-like. Lineage: Eukaryota; Metazoa; Echinodermata; Echinoidea; Camarodonta; Strongylocentrotidae. Bases 1833 to 3863 code for a protein of 676 amino acids. The transcript has 4 exons. Gene Ontology annotation, cellular component: nucleus. The record is from RefSeq and is a predicted model, not a curated record. Gene Ontology annotation, biological process: regulation of transcription by RNA polymerase II. Gene Ontology annotation, molecular function: RNA polymerase II cis-regulatory region sequence-specific DNA binding; DNA-binding transcription factor activity, RNA polymerase II-specific.
AGAAACAGCAAAAGACUGCAAUUCAAUUCACACAAAAUCAGAGGGGGAGAUUAUAGUGAUUGAAUGAAUUCAGCAAGAAGCUGUGCAACAAAGAAUGCAGUAAAUAAAAGAAAAUAAAGAUUUGUUAACAUUUUUUUUUAUAGAUAUUGCCUUGAAAGCAGACAUAAAGUAUUCCUUUACAAUGUACAUGCUUAUAUUCUUUGAGAAUAGAAAUAAUUAGAUAAAUUAUUCAUUUUCUUGAUACUACUUGAGAAAGAAGGAUAAGAAGAAAACAAGUUUUGUAAACUCUUAGAAUGAAGCUGGACAAACAUAAAUAUCCCUUCUGUAUAAAUAAAUGGCCACACUUCCAUCUUUUAUGUUGUAAGGGUUUAAUCACCACACAGAUGGUCGGUCGGUCAUCUCGGGCCAGGGCUACUGGUCAAUGGGAAAGCUUUGAGAUCACUAUUGUUUGACAAGGGCAUAAGAAUUAGCGCACAAAAGAACCAAGCCUUCUUCCAGACAUCCACAGUGUAAUAUAGGGUCAUUAGAUUUGUCCACUGGUUUUAUUGAUACCCUUAAUAAAUAGCAAUACUCUUUGAUGGAAUAGUUCCAUGUAAAUACUUUUUUGUUGUUGUAAUUCAUGAAGGCCAGAGUCUAAGCACAUGUCUAGAAAAUGGUAUUUACAAAGAAGGCAUUGAAAAAGAAAAAGUGAAUUUUGAAAAAUUGUUUACUCUUUGAGAACAUAAAUUCAUUUCAAGUACUUUUGUAGAGAACUUGUAUCCUUAAAAUAAUAUUGUGAUUAUUGAAGCAGUUCAGUAUUGAUCCAUUUACUUUAUAAAAACUCAUGAACUUGGUAUGCACUUUUUAAAUUUGAAGCUACAGGAUGCAAAACGAAGUGUUAUGAAACCAUUAUUCGUGGUAAAAGAAAAAGAAAAAGAAAAGAAAAGAAAGAAAGAAGAAAGGUAACUAUUGGUCCUUGCCAGAUUGAUCAAUGUUUAUGUUUAUCCAUUCUGAUAAGGAUACAGCCCUUUUCCUUAGCUUGUACUUUUACUAGAUAUCUACAAAAGGCAAUAGGCUGCUUUGGAAAAUUCCCAGACACAAAGUCGCCUAUGAUAACCGUCUUUGUUUCUCUAACUAAAGUAGUGAUCCCGUGAAAAGAAUAAGAAAGGAAAAAAAAACCACAAUAUCAACUAGUGACAUCAUGCUGAAGAGGAAACGUAAUCUGCAAUUGUAUUUAGGAAGUAGCAACUCUGUAGCAAAAUGAGUACUAAGCAGGGUCUUAAUGUGUCCUUGCUGCUAUGCUAGAAAGUACUUUAACCCCCAAUGAGUUGUGCAGAGAAAUCUGAAAUAGUUCAUUCAGGAGGGUUAAAUGAGUAUUAUGCUAGAUAUCUUUUUGGUUUUGGUUGCCAGUAGUGGAUGGUUAGCGAAGUCGGAUAUAGUAAAGUAGGCCUUAUCUUGGUCUUCAGCGCCUCAUUUCCCACAAUCCAAUCUCCUUGGUUGUGUACGGGAUACCAGGGAAAGAGGAAGUAAGUAUCAUGGUUAUGGUGAAAACAAUUGGCUGAAGAUCGCGAGCCAACGAUCUUUCUGCGAGACUUGCUGGUGGCAGGCAUAAAGAAGUAAGAAGCCAUCUGGGUAAGACGUGUGUUACCGGGCUCUCACUUCCUCCCUGCCUGCAUGCCCCUGAAAAAAAGUGCAUCUGUGAGUGAUUUGCGGCCGAGUGAAGUUCUAGCUGUCAGCUGACGGAAUUUACUCACACCUCCCUUUCCAACUGCAGAGACGUUGGACCAGUCAAGAGCUUCAGUGUAGCAUAGUUGUGCACAGUCAAGGAGACAUUGACGUUGUUUGGCAAGCCAAUGUCUAAGGUCGAGGAUGCAUCCAGUCGCCAAGUAAAGCGACAUCGAGCUGAUCAGGGUCUACCCAGGGGCAAUCCUCACACAAAAGUCAACAGCUUUGCCAGCAUCAACGGUGUGUUCCAGGAAAAUGUCGAACACAACUCUGAAGUUUUGAGAAACUUGUUAAAUUUGAAUCGGAGCAGUCCUGCCAAGUCCGUCGGUUUGUGCAGCGAUACAGAAUCACAAGAUUCAUUUGCGCAGGACAGAGUGGCGGAGGAUCGCAGCAGUUUGCUUUAUUCGGAAGAAGAUAUUGCGGAGAGCGCAGAUAUUGAACCUAGUGGAUAUUGGCAAGAUAGAAAGUUGGAGUGCGCCAAGGUACCCAGUGAGAGUGGAGAUUCCACAGCCAUGCCCACUGCAGAAACCGCAAUGUGGGAAGAGUGUAACGGAUCAACCAGUCCAAUUCAAGAAACCAUCACAGACAGUCUCAAAGCCAAGCGUGCCCGAGUAGAAAACAUCAUCACCAGCAUGAGGCAUUCACCACCAGCAGUCGGAGCCCAGGACCCUGUGGGGUUGGAAGACAGUCUGCGCAAACCAAAGCGCAAGCAAUACCAACCACAACCCCAGCGCUGGGACUCCGGAGAUGAAGACUCCCCAAGCAAACCUUCCCGCAAACAAGAAAAAACUAAGCUCAAAGGGAUCCUAUCGCAUCUUCAAACGCAGCUGGACACACUUCAGGAGAAAUACCUCAACAUGUAUGAUAUAGAAGAUGAUGGAAAUCUAUCGGACAACUCUGAUGACAUGGAUGAUUUAAAUGAACCGAUUGACACAGGUAGUGCAAUUCAGAAAUAUGAGGUGAAUGGGGUCAGUGGAAACAGCUCACCAGUUCGCCAUCGCAAUGAUAGGAAACGGAGAGCAGAUGGAAGUAGCGUUCUAAUUGAUCGCACAACAAGUUAUAUUGUGAGACAAACACUGAAAGAAGAGCUGCCACCUCUCCUGCUCAAUGCAGUAGACUCUGUGAUGAAUAAACUAACGAAAAGCGGCAGCAGCAAAAAUGCAAGUAACAACAACUCAACCCAUACUAAGUCUGAAAUCAAUAGUAACCAGGCCAGAAAUCCAGUACUAGCCCAGAAUGCUGCUAGCCCUCCUGCCCCAGCAGCCCAGGAGUGCAAGCCAACACCUCCCCCUCCAACCCUCAUCCACCCAAGCUUCUUCAUGAGGCAUUUCCCUACACCGCUGGAGCAGCAGCAGACAGAGGCAAUGUCAUUGGUGGUCCCUAGCAGAAAGAGGGUGAGGAGUAACGACCACCGGCAUUUCCAUGCCAGCGGUGGCUUCCACCCCGGGGAUUUCCCCAUGAAACCAGAGCCUCUUCUACCGGUGAGCUUACCCACCUCGGUAGCCAUCCCCAACCCCAGUCUUCACCCUACUCUGGCUGCUAGCUUCAUGACCCCCAACAUGACUGAUCCAAGGGACCAUUUUGAAAGCCUCAGGUAUAUGUACCCAGGAAGUCCUCUCAUCGCCAACUCCCAUCUCUCGCCCCUGAACUACCUGAGUGACCACCGGUCCUCUCCUGGUGACCUCUCCCACAUCUCUUCUGGGGAGAGUCCUGCCUACUCCAUGGUCAAGCCAGAGGGACGAGACACCUCACCGCUUCACAUGCACGACAGGCCCAGCUCGGCCGAUCUCUCUGACUACUCGCCGGUCAACGGAACAUCGAUCACUUGCACCCUGACGCCGACCCACCUGCGUAAGGCCAAGCUCAUGUUCUUCUUCACCCGCUACCCGAGCUCCGCCCUCUUACGCCAGCAUUUCCCCGACGUCAAGUUCAACCGUCACAACACCUCGCAGAUCAUCAAGUGGUUCAGCAACUUCCGCGAGUUCUACUACAUCCAGAUGGAGAAGUUUGCCCGCCAGUCGGUCAGCGACAAUGUCGAGACCGCCGAAGAUCUCAAGGUGACCAGGGAUUCGGAGCUCUACCGGUCCCUCAAUCUCCACUACAACAAGAGCAAUGAAUUCACGGUAAGUCCUUUUUGGUGUGUGUUUUUGUGCGAUUAAAAACGUCUUCAAAUU